UGUUCACUCGGAUCGUACUCAUGCUGUGUGAUGCUUCAACAACAGUGACCAUAUCAUGCGCAGGACUUCUUGCUGGCGACGACGACAAAUACUUUGGCGCGGCAUUUCGAUCGAAUGUCCAGCUACGACAACAAGUCGACUCGACUGCUAUCUUAUGCACAGCAAAGCCGCCGUGGCCCGCGCGUAUCCCGCGCGACGAUGCAUCUAUCACAUGCAAGAAGGACCCGCCUGGCCGGAUCGGUGUAACGUGACAGAAUUGACCGCAUAUCAUCCGACGUUGGCAUCUCGAACAAGGAAUCAAACUGGAACACUUUGCGAGGCAGUCACCCGAAUUCGCAGACCACUCGACAGUCGUCCUUGCCCGAACAAACGUCGGACGCCUCAAAUCUUGAUCCCUGAGGCACUUCACCAAGAUACCUUAUUCACGCCCCACCAGAGAAAAUGUUUCCCGUUGCUCCCCAAACACCGAACAUCAACAUCCACAUACCUCAAACGACAACGCGCGCUCUCGAACACGUCCCGAAAUCAGAACCCCUCGACGUGAUUCCCCACCAAACCCGUC
Messenger RNA from Zymoseptoria tritici IPO323, 562 nucleotides. RefSeq lists its product as uncharacterized. The coding region runs from base 56 to 544 and encodes 162 amino acids. NCBI's taxonomy places the organism in Eukaryota, Fungi, Ascomycota, Dothideomycetes, Mycosphaerellales, Mycosphaerellaceae. The record is from RefSeq and is a predicted model, not a curated record. The transcript has 3 exons.